Paramecium tetraurelia is the source of this 1423-nucleotide messenger RNA. RefSeq lists its product as uncharacterized. Lineage: Eukaryota; Ciliophora; Oligohymenophorea; Peniculida; Parameciidae. The record is from RefSeq and is a predicted model, not a curated record. The transcript has 6 exons.
AUGGGAGGAUCUAAAUCUAAAUCUAUAAAGAAACAUGCAAAAGUGGCAUUCACAGAUUAAGAACUAUAAGUCCUUGAAGUAUACUUCGAGCUGCUGAAAUGCCAUGAUUCUAAUAACGGAUUUCUGACAUAGAAAUCAAUGCUUCCAGAAUUCCCUGAGAAUCCAGACUUCUCUGUUAAAUUGUAUAACUGGAUGAUAGAAAGAUGUAAGAAUAAAUAAAUUGAUUAUACCAAUUUUGUCAUCACAUUGGAACUCUUGCUUAAAGAAUAGCAAGAAUAUUAUCUCAGCGAUUACAAAUUUAGAGUUCUAGAGAAAUUUGAGUUGUUUGCCUUGAUUAGUUUGGGUUGUCUCGAAAAUUCAAAGGAAUCAAUCAAUAGAUUCACAGUGAGUUAUUCUCAAGGAACUAUUGUUAUUAAGGAGCUAUUAAAUAUGUUCCAUUACAAUAAAGAAAUAAAAAAUAGUUAAAGAAAUGAUUUAGCGGCAAGAAGCGUUGCUAAUUCUAUUUUUGAAUAAAAAUCUUCUAUUCCAUUCAAUUAAUUUAUAGGUUUAGUAAAAUAGCAAUUAAUUUAUGCAAAUAAGAUGUGCAAAUAAUAUUUUACUAAAAAAUUUAUUGAUCCUUAUCUACAAUUUUAAAUUCCUUAAUUAACUUCCUCUAGUUUCAUAUUAAAUGAUUAAGUACUUGCUUUAUUGCAAAUGAGUUCUCCUGAUUUCAAUAGGAUUAGCUUAUUGGAUUUGAAAUUUUCAUCCUCAGCCACAAAUGACUUGGAAUACAUUACUGAAAUCAUUAUAGACUCAUAAUAGCCAUUAUUAUUCCUAUUUAGGAACAGAGAAGACGAAUCAUAAAAUGAUACAUUUUAAUAAUAAGUUUUUGGAGCAUACAUUAGUAUUGAUGAAACCAUUGAAACUCAUUUCAUAAGGAAGAGGGAGAAGGAUCCUAUGGGAAUCUUGUAUAAUCCAAAAGAUUAAAUAUCCCUCUAUUUUGGAGAUGAAAAAAGUUUUCUAUUCUCCUUGUUGCCCAAAUAUCAAUUAUUUAUGAGUACUUUUGAUGUCCAAUCUAAAUAAUGUUUUGCUUACAUAAAUAAUAGAGCAUUCAAUCUUAAAGUAGAUCAACCAUAUGGACUUGGUUUCGGAGGCGAUGGCAAAGGUAAUUUUAGGAUUUGGAUUGAUGAAAAAGUGAAUGGAAAUGCAAAAAAUAGAAUAAACAAUAAAUGUGAUUAAACUUAUGAAAUGGGAUAUUUAUUAGAGCCCCACAUAGAAUUUCUUAAUUUGACAUCCAUUGAAAUUUGGGGAGUUAAUUAUGAGAAAAAGCAUUAGAAAAAAUGAAUUCUAUCACCUAUUUUAUUAAAAGCAUCUUAACAUCAUAUAAACCAUAAUGAGUGUAUUUGUUGAAUAAAAAAAUUUGAAUAGAGUAUUUUUUUCUUAA